Messenger RNA from Zootoca vivipara (common lizard), 936 nucleotides. It is a transcript of the gene DTD2, whose product is annotated as D-aminoacyl-tRNA deacylase 2. Gene Ontology annotation, molecular function: D-tyrosyl-tRNA(Tyr) deacylase activity. Gene Ontology annotation, biological process: tRNA metabolic process. The record is from RefSeq and is a predicted model, not a curated record. Lineage: Eukaryota; Metazoa; Chordata; Lepidosauria; Squamata; Lacertidae. Gene Ontology annotation, cellular component: cytoplasm.
CCUUCCUUCCAGGCUUUGCUAGCGGCGCUCUAGCUAGCAAGACACUUAAAAAUCCCGUUUUCAACGAGCAGCUUUCACUUCCGCCUACGUGAAGAAGGGGGAAAUCAAGAAGGAACCAGGAAGUCCCGUCCUUCUCCAGGCCCCUGACACUUGUCGCACGGCUUCCCCGGCCAUCAGAGACUGCAGCAGGGAGAAGGAGGGGAGAAACGCGGGCCGGGAGGCGGGACCGCCAUCCUUUCCCGGUUUCCUCCGCCGUGGGCCAUGGCCGACUCGACCCGGGGUCCUUUUGCCCGGGCCCUUUUGCAGCAAUGUCUGCACGCGAAGCUGCAGGUGAAGCCUGCCGAGUCGGGUUCCGAAGCCGAAUGGGUGGAGAUACAGCGAGGACUUAUAAUCUAUGUAUGUUUCUUCAAAGGGGCUAGUGAAGAAAUUAUUCCCAAAAUGGUCAAUACGCUCGUGAAUGUGAAGUUGAGUGAAACGGAAAGCGGCGAAUACGUUUCUGUUCUGGAUUUGCCAGGCAGCAUAUUAGUAAUACCUCAGGCCACGCUGGGUGGCAAACUGAAGGGAAGAAGAAUGCAGUAUCAUUCCAACAUUGAAAAGGAAAUUGGGAUGGAGCUGUAUUCCCAGUUUGUGACUCAGUGUCGACGGGAACUGACUGCAAAUACCAAAUUUGCAGAGUCUGGGGUUGCUCUCAAGUACGGCACAUAUGGAAACCGGCAGGUGUUGAAAGUGGAUACAAAUGGAUCUUUCAGUCAUAUGAUUGACUUUUGAAGAAAAAAGUGGUUUUUAUUUUUUUUAAGGACAUGCAUACUGCCUAAGGGAUGUUGCACGGUUGUGUUAAGGAAUAUACAGUAGUUAAAUUGAUUCUAAACAUUUGAGAGUGAGGAAAAGAUUUCUGUAAACCCAGCUAAUAAAUAUAUUUAAUUCUUCUAAGUUAAA